GCCUGUUCCACCUGUUAUGCAUGCGCAUCAGGAGCAGGUAAAGUAUCACAAAUCCAUCUCCUGUUCUGCACACAGCUGAUAAGCCGCCAUGAACACACGCCGCAGACUUCGCCUGACUUUUCUUUGACAGGAAACAGCUUCUGGCUUUACCAGACAGAACGACACCAUUUACCUUCAUCUACCGGAUCUAACACACUCACACACACACACACACACAUACUAACACACUCAGUGAGACCUCCAGCUUCUUCUGAGGGCACAGCCCCCUGGGCACUCAGUGGUCAGUUCUGUUUGAUCUGUGCAGGCUGUUAUUCAUGCUGCGCUAACCCCGGUGUGCUAACCAAGUGCGCUAACCGGUCGGAUGACCAGUCUGAAGGAGGACGCUGCUGCUCAGAUGGAGGGUUGCUGUGUGGACGCGUGGGAUGGCGGGUUGGAGCGGCGUGCGUCGGUGAGCGAGGAGGACCUGUGCUGCCCGGUGUGCCGCGAGCUGUUCCACGACCCCGUGUGUCUCGGCUGCUCCCACAGCGUGUGCCGCGACUGCCUGCGCCUCUUCUGGACAAAGGCCGCCCGCUGCGAGUGCCCCGUGUGCCGCACCCUGUGCCCCGCUCACGAGCCGCCCGCCAACCUGGUGCUGCGGAACCUGUGCCAGCGGGCCGCGCUGCUGCAGAGAGGCCCACGCAGGCCCUCAGGCCAGGGGCUCGCCUGCACCAGCGGCCCAACCAGGAAGCCUCUGUCUAGGGUGGCCACACUGGCCAGCCCCCUGCAGUGCAGCCUCCACGGGAGGGACGUCAGCCUCUACUGCGUGGAGGAGCGCCUGACAGUGUGUGUGGAGUGUGUGGACGCAAACACACACAGCACACACACCUUGCAGCCGGUGUGUGAGGCAGCACAAGACCUCAGGGAGGACCUGAAGAGGAAGUUGCAGCCUGUGAGGGACAAACUGGAGUCCUUCCAGAGGGCCAGGCUCACCUGUGACCAAACCACUCAACAUAUCCAGAGCCAGGCCCAGCGCACGGAGAGGUCAAUCAGGGCCGAGUUCGACAGACUUCACCGGCUCCUACGGGACGAGGAGGUCGCCAGGGUGGACAGCCUCCGAGAGGAGGAGGAGGAGAAGACUCGCAAGAUGAAGAGGAAGAUCGAUGAGAUUGACGUAGAGAUCGCCCAUCUCGAAGAUCUGGUGUCGGCCAUAGAGAGAGAGCUCACGACAGAGGAUGUUUUAUUUCUGCAGAAGUACAAGAACACUGUGAAGAGGACGCAGUGCGCCCUGCAGGACCCAGAGAGAGUUUCAGGAGCACUGAUCAACGUGUCCAGACACCUGAGCAACCUGCAGCCCACAGUCUGGGAGAAGAUCCAACAGACUCUGCAGUACACGCCGGUGACUCUGGACCCAAACACAGCCCAUCCGAGCCUCCAGGUGUCUGAGGACCUGCUGAGCGUGCGCUUCUGCGCACCGGCUCCGCACGCGUUCCCCGCCAACCCCGAGCGCUUCGAGUCCUUCCCCUGCGUGCUGGGCGCCCAGGGCAUCACCGGGGGCGACCACACCUGGGAGGUGGACGUCACAGGCAGCACCUUCUGGCACCUGGGCGUGACCACCGAGUCCAACCCGCGGGACGCCGACGCUGUGGACGGGCACGUGUGGCGCGUGUGGCACUACAGCGGGCAGUACAAGGCGCGGUUCUCCAGAGGGCCCCUGACCACGCUGAUGCUGUGCCAGCCUCCAGGCACAGUGAGGGUGCAGCUGGACUGGGCACGCGGGCGGCUGGAGUUCCACGACUCCGACAGACACCUCCUGCUGCACGCCUUCACACACAGGUUCACAGAGACGCUGCUCCCCUACUUCUUCAACAAGGGCUCCAGUCUGAGGAUACUGCCACAGCGCCGCCCUGUAGGAGACGGUCAGCACUGCAGCUCCCUCUGAGCUGUACAGGCAGUAACCACAGUCAGUCACAUCCUCACAUGACACACUCAAGCGUCUCCAGGGGCAGCUUAGACAUCACAGGCACACACACAGCCACACA
This is a messenger RNA of Alosa sapidissima (American shad), 2018 nucleotides long. Its product is annotated as E3 ubiquitin-protein ligase TRIM35-like. The record is from RefSeq and is a predicted model, not a curated record. NCBI's taxonomy places the organism in Eukaryota, Metazoa, Chordata, Actinopteri, Clupeiformes, Clupeidae. The coding region runs from base 362 to 1918 and encodes 518 amino acids. Gene Ontology annotation, molecular function: protein binding; zinc ion binding. The transcript has 6 exons.